Molecule: messenger RNA, 3827 nt
Organism: Pan troglodytes (chimpanzee)
Lineage: Eukaryota; Metazoa; Chordata; Mammalia; Primates; Hominidae
Gene: GPR119
Product: G protein-coupled receptor 119
Exons: 3
Coding region: 237-1244 (335 amino acids)
Biological process (GO): adenylate cyclase-activating G protein-coupled receptor signaling pathway; regulation of metabolic process
Cellular component (GO): membrane
Molecular function (GO): G protein-coupled receptor activity; phosphatidylcholine binding
Source: RefSeq, a predicted model, not a curated record
GAGACCUGAUGAAUGUCCCUGUCCCUCCAGAGUCCCUGAAGCACCAGUGAAGGGAGAGGGCCUGGCGAGACAGCAUGUACAGGAUCCCAAAGAUGGCGACCUGCCAGCCUGGACUGCCAGUGAAGGCCAGAAUCAUGCUGUAGCUCUGAACCCACAGCUCCUCUGCCCCUGGCCCAUGAGAAUUUCAGCUGGAGAGACAGCAUGCCCUGGUAAGUGAAGUCCUGCCACUUCGAGACAUGGAAUCAUCUUUCUCAUUUGGAGUGAUCCUUGCUGUCCUGGCCUCCCUCAUCAUUGCUACUAACACACUAGUGGCUGUGGCUGUGCUGCUGUUGAUCCACAAGAAUGAUGGUGUCAAUCUCUGCUUCACCUUGAAUCUGGCUGUGGCUGACACCUUGAUUGGUGUGGCCAUCUCUGGCCUACUCACAGACCAGCUCUCCAGCCCUUCUCGGCCCACACAGAAGACCCUGUGCAGCCUGCGGAUGGCAUUUGUCACUUCCUCCGCAGCUGCCUCUGUCCUCACGGUCAUGCUGAUCACCUUUGACAGGUACCUUGCCAUCAAGCAGCCCUUCCGCUACUUGAAGAUCAUGAGUGGGUUCGUGGCCGGGGCCUGCAUUGCCGGGCUGUGGUUAGUGUCUUACCUCAUUGGCUUCCUCCCACUCGGAAUCCCCAUGUUCCAGCAGACUGCCUACAAAGGGCAGUGCAGCUUCUUUGCUGUAUUUCACCCUCACUUCGUGCUGACCCUCUCCUGCGUUGGCUUCUUCCCAGCCAUGCUCCUCUUUGUCUUCUUCUACUGCGACAUGCUCAAGAUUGCCUCCAUGCACAGCCAGCAGAUUCGAAAGAUGGAACAUGCAGGAGCCAUGGCUGGAGGUUAUCGAUCCCCACGGACUCCCAGCGACUUCAAAGCUCUCCGUACUGUGUCUGUUCUCAUUGGGAGCUUCGCUCUAUCCUGGACCCCCUUCCUUAUCACUGGCAUUGUGCAGGUGGCCUGCCAGGAGUGUCACCUCUACCUAGUGCUGGAACGGUACCUGUGGCUGCUCGGCGUGGGCAACUCCCUGCUCAACCCACUCAUCUAUGCCUAUUGGCAGAAGGAGGUGCGACUGCAGCUCUACCACAUGGCCCUAGGAGUGAAGAAGGUGCUCACCUCAUUCCUCCUCUUUCUCUCGGCCAGGAAUUGUGGCCCAGAGAGGCCCAGGGAAAGUUCCUGUCACAUCGUCACUAUCUCCAGCUCAGAGUUUGAUGGCUAAGACGUCGCUUUGCUUACCAGUCUGGCCCAGAGGAGAAACAUGCUUGCUUUCACCAUAGCAAGCAUCGUGUUCCUACAACUGAAGAACUUUUUGACUCUCAAGUGGAUGAUGGAACCCAAUAUGCCUUGAAAUGCUGAGCAUCCAGCAAGUACCAGGCCAGCAAUAAGGCACAUUCUUGGAUUGUAUUGUGAGUUACUGGGAACUAGGUAAAAUACGAAUAACUGGAUUUUGGACAAAAUUGAAAGCAGGCUCAAACCAAUGCCCUCCUUACUGGUGGUUCAAAGCUUAAAUCCUGGCCUUGCUACAAAGGACUGAUCUUGCCAAGAUAAUAUAAGCAAAGUGGAAUGAAAAUUAAAGUUAAUUCUGAAGCCAAGGUCCUUUUAGAAAAAAAAAAAGUAAAUUAGCCUGAUUUAAUCAUUCCACAUUUUAAACAUAUAUCAACAUCACAUUGUACCCCACGUAAUAUAUACAAUUAUUUGUCAAUUAAAAAUAAAAAAUAUAUAUUUUUUUAAGUACAGAAAAGCAGGAGGGGAGGGGAGGCCAGGUGAUCAGUGUGUUAUUAGGUUCAAUCUAAGAAACUCUGCUACCCCUGGGAGUCAGUAUGUGCAAUGGAAAAAUCACAGGUCUUGAAAUCCAACAGACCAGUGUUCAAAUGAUAAUUCAAUCAUUUAAAUUCUCAAACUAGAUCUCUCAUUCAUCAAACUGGGGUAAUAAUGCCUACUUUACAUGGUUAUAUUGAAGAUUAACUCAGAUAAUGUAUAUGUAAAUAUCUAGUAAACUACAGCACAUUGUUAGUGCUCAAAAAUGUCAGUUCUCUUCCUCUUCUUUAAACACCCUGGACUAAACAGUCAGUUGACCCAUUUAAGGGAGUCCCUCAUAUUCAGAUAUUAUGACAUAUAGGACAAGGACAAUUGGACUCAGAACUGUAAAUUCCUCAACCUCUGAAUAAGAUUUUUAAAAAUGAGUGAUGAGAGGUGAUUCAGGUUGAAAAAGACAAACAAUAAAUCUAAUACCUUAGCAGUAUCAAGACAGAGCAGAUACAAACAAGGCACUGGCACUAGUAUGGUAAUUGGAUUUAAGAGUAAUCACAAUUAAAAACACUGUGUUUGGCCGGGCAUGGUGGCUCACGCCUGUAAUCCCAGCAUGUUGGGAGGCUGAGGCAGGUGGAUCACGAGAUCAGGGGUUCAAAACCAGCCUGACCAAUAUGGUGAAAACCUGUCUCUACUAAAAAUACAAAAAUUAGCUGGGCACGAUGGCAGGCGCCUGUAAUCCCAGCUACCCAAGAGGCUAAGGCAGGAAAAUCGCUUGAACCUGGGCGGCAGAGGUUGCAGUGAGCCAAGGUCGCGCCACUGCACUCCAGCCUGGGCAACAGAGUGAGACUCCGUCUCAAAAAAAGAACAAACAAACAAACAAACAAACAAAAACAGCAACAACACUGUGUUUAAUAAGCCACCAAGAGCAGAGAUACAGGAUGCUACACAAAAGUCUAAUGGCUUUCUUUGAUGCAAGCUCCUUCACAGAUAAGGGAAUGUACCGGAAACGUUUAGAUUUCAUUCAUACAUCUGAUGUUGUUUCCUGAUAGGCUUACCAAGAAACCAGAUUCAGUUCAGCAAGGUGAUCAAAACAUCCCAGAUAUUAAUACCUUGUAGGAUGCAAUGUAGGCCAAUCAGUCCCAUUUAUUAUUUCCAUGAACAGCUUACUGUGAAUUUGUGGUGUUUUUGUUUUAAGAGACAGGGUCUCGCUCAUCACCCAGGCUGGAGUGCAGUGGUGCGAUCAUAGCUCACUGUAGCUUCAACUUCCCAGACUCAAGCAAUCCUCCCACCUCAGCUUCCUGAGUAACUGGGACCACAGGCACAUGCCACCAUGCCCAGCUAAUUUAUUUAUAUUUUGUAGAGACAGGGUCUCCCUAUGUUGUUCAUGAUAGUCUUGAGUGAUGCUCCCACCUCAGCCUUUCAAUGUGCUGUGAUUACAGGAGGAAGCCACUGCACCAGGCUGAAUUUGUAAUUAAAAUUGUAACAUGACUAAGUUUUAUAUUAAUUCCUUAGGUAGGAAAGGUUAUACAUAUCAACACCUCAAUUUCAGAGGACUAUUCUCAAAGAACAUAAGGACACUAUAGGCCUCUGUACAGAGGUGUUUUAAGUGGUUUCACAAGUGUUAGAGGCAGGUUACCCUGACCAACACACUCCUGCUUGUCCAUAUGUCCAGUGUCAGCCAGAGAUAGCCUUGGGAUAUCUUCUCCCUAGAAGGAGAAGUGUUAACUGGUUCAAAUGGGAAUUGAACUCAUGACCUUGAUUUCAUUCCCACCAUGCUCAGUCACUGGCCAAACUGAAUAGAGACCAGUGAAAACAGCAGGCACAAGAUACUUAAGGACACACAUAGAAUCAGCAAAAACAAGAACAGCAAUGGACCCAAUGACAGACCACAACUCCUCGGCUACUGUCAGCCACUCAAUUCUGUGGCUCCUUCAGUAUUUUCCACGUCAUCCUUCAAACUGCUGACAGGUCUGGAAUUUUCUCCUUUUAAUUAAAAAAUCUUCACUUGUUAUUUCUGCAAUCUUAUAAAUUCAAUGAUGGUGCCUACAAA